AUGAGUGGUGUUAGUGAUAAUAAAUUAACGAAUUUUCAAAAAAAGAGAUUGGAAAAUAUAAAGAGAAAUAAUGAGCUUUUACAAAAAUUGAACUUAUCAAAAUUAUCAAAUUCAAUCAAACCAAAAGAGGUUAAAGUUCAUGAAAGAAAGAGUAAUGGUCCGAAGGCUAAGAGUACUAAGAGGAGAAAACUUGAAGAGUUAAAACCUGAACGAUUACCAACAAGAAGGUCACGUAGAUUACAAGGUCAAACUGCUGAACCUUCACCAGAGCUACCAACUUCUUUAGAUAAUGUUAGUGUUAAACCUGAAGUAGAAGAUGUUAAGAUUUUUGGUGACCUUAAACUUUCUGAUUUAGUUAAGGAUGAAGAACAAAUGAGUAAAAUGUCAAAUUUGAAAGUCUCUAGUGGUGAUUUCUUUAAUGAAUUACGUAAUUUCCAGACACAGACAUCUGAUGUCAAAGAAGAAGUUAAAAUAUUUGAUAGGAUGGAAAUGUGGCAAGAUAAAGUUAUUUAUGAAAGAAUCUCAAGUCUUUUCAUUCAUCCUUCAAAAGAAAAAUUUGUUAUGAUUGCAGGUGAUAUCUCAGGAAAUGUUGGUCUUUGGAACAAAGAUAUUACUAGAGAAUUGGAACCUGAGGAAGAUGAAGAAAUAUUCCGUUUUCAAUUAUUCAGUAAAAACGUUAGUAGAAUUGAUUGUUUCCCAACUAAAAUGGAAAAAUUAAUUCUUGCCUCUUAUGAUGGAUUUAUUAGAUCACUUGAUUUAAAUAAUCAAAAGAGUGAUGAAUUAUUACAAAUUAAAGAUCCAUAUGAUGAUUUAUUAGGGGUCAGUGAUUGUCAAUUUAGUUAUACUGAUCCAAAUGUAUUAUAUUUAACCACAUUAUCUGGAGAAUUUGCUUUAUGUGAUAUGAGAGAGGAUUUGAAAAAUAAACCAUUAAAACUUAGAAGAUUAGCUGAUAAAAAAAUUGGUUCAAUGGCUAUCAAUCCAAAGAAUACCAAUCAAAUCGCUACUGGUUCAUUAGACAGAACUAUGAAAUUAUGGGACAUAAGAAAAUUAGUUGAUAAACCUGAUUGGUCUCAAUAUGAGGAUUAUCCAAGUCAUAAUAUUAUUUCCACAUAUGAUUCUAGAUUAAGUGUUUCUGGUGUUUCAUAUUCUCCAACUGAUGAAACUUUAGUGUGUAAUGGUUACGAUGACACAAUUAGAUUAUUUAAUGUUAAAGAAAAUUCCUUAACUGAAGAUUUACAACCGAAGUUAACAAUGAAACAUAAUUGUCAAACAGGUAGAUGGACAAGUAUUUUAAAAGCAAGAUUUAAAGCAAAUAAGAACAUUUUUGCCAUUGCAAAUAUGAGUAGAGCCGUAGAUAUAUAUACAAGUGAAGGUCAACAAUUAGCUCAUAUGGCUACGCCUACUGUUCCGGCUGUAAUUAGUUGGCAUCCAACUUGUGAUACCAUUGUCGGAGGUAACUCCAGUGGUAAGGUCUUUCUCUUCUCCGAACCUGCCAUCAAGAAGGAGGAAGAACAAGUGUAA
Maudiozyma saulgeensis is the source of this 1521-nucleotide messenger RNA. NCBI's taxonomy places the organism in Eukaryota, Fungi, Ascomycota, Saccharomycetes, Saccharomycetales, Saccharomycetaceae. The record is from the annotation of a GenBank genome assembly.